AGGCAGUAGCCACCCCAACUUGAGGUUUCAUUUCCUGUCCAUUAUUGCUGAGGGAUUUUCAAUAUCACGAUGAACAGGUUGUUCCUUGAGCCUUUCCGGAAGUUGGCGGCGGCCGGUGGCGCAAGCCGCGGUGGCCGGUGCUUGAUCAACCCUGUUCAUUGGCAAUUCAAUCAUGGCAAUAUUUCUCCAUUUAUGUCUUCAAAUGCCCUCUUGCCUUCUUCAGUUGAGGACUCAGAGAGUCUCCAAAUCUCCGGCAAGGACUUCUCUCCGCCAUUAUAUAAACGCACAAAUUCUCAGUCAAAAACUCACAAUACAAAAAAUCCAAAUCCUCAGAGAUUUGUUGAUUCGAUUUUCCCUAAUUUUUCGUCACUUUCUCCGCAUUUGUCUUCUUCGCUUCACAGAAUGACGAUCCUCAUUCCUCAGCGCGAAUUCGCAUCGGAGGCCGAGAGCCAGAGUAUCUCCUUGGAGAGUGAUGAGUUAGUAUUGGACGGUGGAUUUGUAAAUCCAGAAUCUUUGCCAAACGACGCCGCUUUUUUCGCCCCCAAAAUCAACUCCUUUGGCCAUUCAUUUAGGGAUUAUGAUGCAGAAAGUGAAAGGCAAAAGACAGUUGAAGAACUCUAUCGCUUGAACCACAUUAACCAAACAUAUGAUUUUGUGAAGAGAAUGAGAGAAGAAUAUGGAAAAUUGGACAAAACAGAAAUGAGUAUAUGGGAAUGUUGUGAGAUGCUGAAUGAAGUGGUUGAUGAUAGUGAUCCAGAUUUGGAUGAGCCUCAGAUUCAGCAUUUGCUUCAAUCUGCUGAAGCCAUUAGAAAAGACUAUCCCAAUGAAGAUUGGCUUCACUUGACUGCUCUUAUUCAUGAUCUUGGAAAGGUUCUUCUUCUUCCUGCCUUUGGAGGGCUUCCACAAUGGGCUGUUGUUGGUGAUACAUAUCCCCUUGGCUGUGCUUUUGAUAAAUCCAUUGUCCAUCACAAGUACUUCAAAGACAAUGUAGACAAUGAUGAUCCGAAUUACAACACCAAAUAUGGAAUCUAUUCUCCAGGAUGUGGACUCGACAAUGUAGUCAUCUCUUGGGGCCACGACGAUUACAUGUAUUUGGUUGCUAAAGAGAAUGGAACAACCUUACCUCAUGCCGGAUUAUUUAUCAUAAGAUAUCACUCAUUUUAUCCCUUGCAUAAGGAAGGAGCAUAUCAACACCUGAUGAAUGAGGAGGAUGUUGAGAAUUUGAAGUGGCUUCACAUUUUCAACAAAUAUGACCUUUAUAGCAAGAGCAAAGUUCUAGUUGACGUAGAAAAGGUCAAACCUUACUACCAAUCUCUCAUUCAAAAGUAUUUCCCUUCAAAGCUUAAAUGGUGACGUUGAUGAUGAAAAUGAAGAAGAUUUCAUGAGCAAUGGCUUAAAAUGUGGUGGGUUCAUGAAACGAAAGUUAAUUGUGUAUUUUCUAAGUUCAUCUUUCUUUGUGUGUGAAAUAUUCAUCAAAACCAAACUCUUUAGUAAUCUAAAUAAUAUAAUGUUUCUAAAUAUAA
Molecule: messenger RNA, 1523 nt
Organism: Benincasa hispida (wax gourd)
Lineage: Eukaryota; Viridiplantae; Streptophyta; Magnoliopsida; Cucurbitales; Cucurbitaceae
Gene: MIOX5
Product: myo-inositol oxygenase 5
Biological process (GO): inositol catabolic process
Cellular component (GO): cytoplasm
Molecular function (GO): inositol oxygenase activity; iron ion binding
Source: RefSeq, a predicted model, not a curated record